This is a messenger RNA of Pomacea canaliculata, 2505 nucleotides long. Its product is annotated as putative serine protease K12H4.7. Gene Ontology annotation, molecular function: dipeptidyl-peptidase activity; serine-type exopeptidase activity. The record is from RefSeq and is a predicted model, not a curated record. Gene Ontology annotation, biological process: proteolysis. Bases 137 to 1618 code for a protein of 493 amino acids. The transcript is spliced from 9 exons. Lineage: Eukaryota; Metazoa; Mollusca; Gastropoda; Architaenioglossa; Ampullariidae.
AUGACUCGUUCUGUUUAGUUUCAGACGAUGCACAGAAGCGGAACUUUAAACGGUGUUUGGCGUUGUAUAACAGCUCCAUCGACGGAAUUUUGAAGUUAGAUUAUAUUUUAGGCUUUGUAAACUGUGCAUUUUCGACAUGAAGCUUUUUGUUAUAUGGAUGAUUUGUUUCUUUGGCUUGUCGGCUGCUUGGACGCCCCGUUUCUUCCGAGGGCGACUUAGAAAAGGAAUGGUACCACCUCCAUCCCGACCCUCCCAGCUAGCAGACAGCCCCUCGUCUGCUUUGUGGUUUAACCAGACGCUUGAUCACUUCAACGACGCCGAUACGCGAACUUUUAUGCAGCAAUAUUUCAUAAAUGACAAGUACUACAAACCUGGAGGUCCCGUGUUUCUCAGCAUUGGAGGUGAGGGUCCGGCAGAUCCCGUGUGGAUGGAAAAUGGAGCAUGGAUCCAGUAUGCACAAGACCACAAUGCUUUCUUGUUUAUGGUGGAGCACCGGUUCUAUGGCAAGACUCACCCCACAGGCAAUCUCAGUGUAGAGAACCUGGGUUACCUCACCAGUGAACAGGCAUUAGCUGAUCUCGCCAACUUCAUUACAUUUGCCCAAGUGAAGUAUAACCUGCCUGACAACAAAUGGAUUGCUAUUGGAGGAUCCUACUCAGGUGCUCUGGCUGCCUGGUUCCGUUUGAAGUACCCUCACUUGGUGCAGGGAGCAGUCGCAACAAGUGCUCCAGUGUUUGCUCAGUUGAAUUUUCUCGAAUACAUGAGCGUGGUUCAGGACUCGCUGGCCAUGAGCAGCAGCUCUUGUGUCAGCAACAUCCAGCAGGCUACCCAGCAACUUGAAAAGCUACUGAGCGAUGAAACCGGUCGUCAGCAGCUUCGCAAAAUGUUCAACCUCUGUGAUGACAUUAACAUCGCCAACUCUGAUGACAUAGCUAAUCUGUACUCUGUGCUUGCUGGUAACUUUGAGGAUGUUGUACAGUACAAUAAAGACAACCGUGCCUUUGAGGGUGCAAAAGGGACUAACAUUACUAUAGACACACUUUGCGGCAUUAUGGACACUGAUACCAAUAAGUCAGCCCUACAGCGCUAUGCCGAUGUGAACACACUUAUGCUGACAACAUAUGCAGAAAAAUGCCAGGACUUUACAUAUGCCAGCAUGAUUUCAGACUUAACCAAGAUAGACUGGGAUAGCAACACAGCAGCAGGAGGUCGACAGUGGACAUAUCAAACAUGUACAGAGUUUGGUUACUUUCAGACUUCUGAUUCAAAAAACCAGCCUUUUGGAAGUUAUUUUCCUUUGGAAUUCUUCAUUAAACAAUGUCAGGAUAUUUUUGGACCAAAGUUCAAUGCUGACUUAAUCCAGCAAGGAAUCAACUUCACAAACACAAAUUAUGGUGGUUAUAAUUUGAAGGUCACCAAUGUUGUUUUUCCUAAUGGCUCAGUGGAUCCCUGGCAUGCACUAGGAAUAGUUAAAGACCUGAGCCCAAAUGCCACGGCCAUCUUCAUUGAUGGUACUGCACACUGUGCCAACAUGUACCCAGCAACCCCAGAUGAUCCACCACAGCUUGUACAGGCACGACUGACAAUCAGCAAAUUGAUUGGCCAGUGGGUGGCAUAGUGAUUGAGAAACACUUCAGUGAAGGUCUUGCAUGUGGCUUUGGUAACUGUAAGUGAAGAGUGUCUGGGAGUAGUGCAGAGAACAUCUGCAUCUGCUGCAACAAUCUCUGCUGAACAUGAUAGCUGAAACUGGCAUGAUACAUGGAUAGGUGGUGGUGAUGUUAGAGACUGUGUUCUUGUUGUCUGGUUCAGACUGAAAGAGGAAAGAGUGUGCUCAAGAUUUGUUCCAAAAAUUGUUUGAUUUGUACAUAAAACGAGAAGCUGAUGCUCUUGUUUGGAUCUUGAGCUUUAAAUGUCUUCAGCAUGGUGGUCAGUCUCAAAACAUUCCAAUUUCUUUUUUCUUUCCAUUUAAGAUCACUUUCAAACUCAGUCGUUUGUGUUCUUAAGCUGGAUGUAUAGCUAAAAACUUGAAGAAAUGGUCACAUGUAACUUCUGUGUGGUCACUUGGCUGUUGGUCCCAGCGGUUCCACUUGUGUGGCUUAUUUCACCUCUCACUGUGUGAAGUACUGUCAUACCUCAGCAGAUGGGUGAUGUGCUCUGUUUGAAAUUUAUCAUAUGGUUUUCAUGAGGAGAGCUUUAUAACAUUUAAAUACCAUGUACUGAAUUUCAAAUAUAUAAUUUUGAGUGUCAAAGUAUUACCUCAGCUCAGCUGCCAUAUUUUUGCAAUAUUUUUUGUGAAUGUUUGACAAAAUCCUUUGUCAAUGAAUUCAACAAGUAUGACAGGUAACAUUUCAUUGUUGCCAGAAGACUGAUUUCAUAUGCAUGUUUGUAGAACCUAUGUCCAUCACUUUGUACAAAAUGUAACUUUUUUGCUUGUUAUUUAAAAAAAAACAAGUAAGAAUGUAUGAACAUAAAUUUAUUUUAAGUAAAUAAAAAUUUCUAAGUAUU